Nelumbo nucifera (sacred lotus) is the source of this 1286-nucleotide messenger RNA. RefSeq names its product YCF54. The record is from RefSeq and is a predicted model, not a curated record. NCBI's taxonomy places the organism in Eukaryota, Viridiplantae, Streptophyta, Magnoliopsida, Proteales, Nelumbonaceae.
UUUUGUACAUCUGCUGAUCUGAAAAGAAGAAACAACUCCUUCCAAGAUAAAGAUAGUAUUAGUAAGACCCACUGCACUACUGAGGUGAGCAAACAGAGCAACUACGAAAACCAGUUAGAUCUUGUUGUGGUUGGGCGAUUAUGCUAGGUCCUGCUGCUGCAACUCUAUCACUCGGACGCACUGCCCGCUUGGCUGCCCCGCCGAGCCAUCUACCCGACAAAUUUCCCCUGUUUCCCCCAACCAGAUGCCCUUCUUCAUCAUUGCUUCUGCCGUCUACUGUUGCUACUAAUGGUAACGUCAUAUGUAAACCGUUGGCUGUCGGUAUGGGCAUGAGCCCCCGUCACUCCGUUAGGACUGCCGUCGCCGUUGAACCCAAUCAGCUCUCCGACGAUCCCUCUUCCAAGGAACAAGCAAAGACAUAUUAUUUUCUGGUAGCGAAUGCAAAAUUCAUGCUUGAUGAAGAGGAACAUUUUAAGGAGCAAUUGUAUGAGCGGCUUCGCAACUUUGGAGAGCGUAAUAGAGAGCAGGAUUUCUGGCUUGUUAUCGAACCCAAAUUCUUGGACAAGUUCCCCAAUAUCACCAAGAGAUUAAAGAGACCCGCUGUUGCUCUGGUUUCAACUGAUGGUCCAUGGAUCAGUUUCCACAAAACGGUCAGCCUUUCAAUCUAUGGCACGAUCCACUAUCCCCCUUGUCUUCUUCGAAGUGAAAGAAGGUUCAUGAAGCUUAGACUGGAUCGAGUUUUGUCGGAAAGCUAUGAAGCUAACAGCCUAGAAGAAGCAUUGAACUCGACCCCUGUUAAGUUGGAGUUUGAGAAGCCCCAAAAAUGGACGGCACCCUACCCGAAGUACGAGUUUGGAUGGUGGGAGCCAUUUUUGGCACCCGGAUCUGGCAAGCCCAAAGCAUGAGAUAUGACAAUUUUUUUUUCCCUUUCUUUCUUUUUUCCCCAAUGUAAUAGCAUUGAGUUCUUGGUGUGUAUUUAGGAAUUACAAAUCCUCAAAUACAGCUUUGUUUAUUUAGCUGGAGAAGAUACUAUAGAUCUAGUGUUUUUCAUUCCAGAGAGGUUAGAGGGCACAAAUACAAAAUACUGUAAGCGGGGAUACAGAUAAUGGAGACGUCUUUAUUAUUCUUAUGCAGAGCAAACUUUAACGUUCACGAGUUUGAUCCUUCCUGGCUUUCAGAGAGAGAGAGAGAUUGCUGUAACCAUCAAGGAAAACCAUUUAUGUAUUUGACAUUAAGGCUAUAUUCAGUUGAUUGUAAGCCAGCCUUCCUUUAUUAUUUGGUUGAAA